GCUGGCUCAAUCCUUUGCCGCAUCUGGCCCAGGAUGUGAAAAGCAUCGCGUCGCCUUCAACCAUCACAACACAUCGCUUUUCCCACCGACAUCGCAUACCGUCGCGAACCACACAGACAAGAUGGCGUGGAGAAAUCAAGGUAUCACCGGAUCGAACAACAUCCCCUUGGGCAAGCGCCGCUUCGGCAGCGAUGUCCAAGAGGCCGGCGCCCCGAACGGCAGUGCAUCGCCCAAUGGCCUCUCCAAUGGCCUCUCCAAUGGCGACCGCGACGUCAAGCGCGGCCGCAGCCCUGAGCGAUCCGAGCAGGAUGGACCGAGGCGUCGCAAGAAGCGCAACCGCUGGGGCGACGCGACCGAGAACAAGGCCGCCGGCCUGAUGGGGCUUCCCACUGCCAUCGUUGCCGACAUGACCAUCGAGCAGCUCGAAGCAUACACCCUGCAUUUGCGCAUCGAAGAGAUUACGCAGAAGCUCAAAAUCGACGAUGUCGUACCCGCCGACGGAGACAGAUCUCCAUCGCCGCCGCCCCAGUACGACAACCAUGGUCGCCGUAUCAACACCCGCGAAUACCGUUACCGCAAACGCCUGGAGGAUGAGCGUCACAAACUGAUCGAAAAGGCCAUGAAGACGAUUCCGAACUAUCACCCGCCCCAGGACUAUCGCCGGCCCACCAAGACCCAAGAGAAGGUCUACGUGCCGGUGAACGAUUACCCAGAGAUUAACUUCAUUGGCUUACUUAUCGGACCCCGUGGCAACACACUCAAGAAGAUGGAAGCAGAAUCUGGCGCCAAGAUUGCCAUCCGCGGAAAAGGCUCAGUGAAAGAGGGGAAGGGCCGCUCUGACGCUGCGCACUCCAGCAACCAGGAAGAAGAUUUGCAUUGUUUGAUCAUGGCCGACACGGAGGAGAAGGUCAACAAGGCGAAGAAGCUGAUUCACAAUGUCAUCGAGACGGCCGCGUCGAUCCCCGAAGGCCAGAAUGAGCUCAAGCGCAACCAACUGCGCGAGCUUGCCGCCUUGAACGGGACUCUCCGUGACGACGAGAACCAGGCAUGCCAGAACUGUGGCCAGAUCGGGCACCGCAAGUACGAUUGUCCCGAGAGGCAGAACUUCACCGCCAACAUUAUCUGCCGUAUCUGCGGCAAUGCCGGCCACAUGGCUCGUGAUUGCCCGGAUAGACAGAGGGGUUCCAGCUGGCGUAACGACGGUCCGAUGGGCCGGCCUGGUGGUCGCCUGGGCGGCGGCGGCGGAGGCGAUGCUGUGGACCGCGAGUACGAGCAACUUAUGCAGGAACUCGGCGGAACCGGGGCGGCUCCUGCGCGCAUCGAAGCUGGCCCUGGAUCUCACGGUCCUCCUGGCGGCGGAGGCGAUGCUCGGCCUUGGGCGCGCGGUCCGACCGGCGCCCCGGCUCCUUGGCGUGUCCGGAACAACGACCGCGACCAAGACGGCGGCAAUGGUCCUACUGGCGGCCCGGCACCCUGGGUUCGCGACCGAGACCGCGACCGAGACCGCGACCGCGACCGUGGCUACCGCGGCGCCGAUGGGCGCGAUGGAGGCGACAGCUAUUACCCUGGUCAAAGCUCGUACGGCGCGGCGCCUCCUUCGCUCCCCUCGGCCCCCGGCACUGCUCCUUGGCAUCAACCCAUGGGACCUCCAGCCGGAUAUGGUGGCUACCCAAGCUACGGCGGUUACGGCGCUCCUGGUGCUCCUCCGGGAAUGGCUGGCGCCCCUCCUGGCCUGCCUCCCCCUCCCCCUCCCCCUCCUGGUGCUGCGCCUCCCGGCCUUCCGGGCGGGCUGAAUGCGCUCAUUCAGCAGUACGCCAAUGCCGUUCCGCCUCCACCCCCGCCUCCGCCGCCGUCGGGCGAUGCUCCGCCGCCGCCUCCUCCUCCCAUGGACCUGCCGCCGCCUCCUCCGGUAUCUUAAGGGCGAAGGUAUACUGACUGGUAUGGUGUGUGCUUAACUCCACAGCGUAUCUAGGUUGACAGGGCCGCUCGCCACGUGAGCAGCAGAAUACUGGGGACUAACGAGUAGCGCGGAGAAUUCUUAUUUUUCCUCACAUGUUAUUUUGGAAGUUUUGUUUGGCGCAGAGGUGGUGACGUU
This is a messenger RNA of Thermothielavioides terrestris NRRL 8126, 2095 nucleotides long. RefSeq lists its product as uncharacterized. Gene Ontology annotation, molecular function: zinc ion binding; mRNA binding. The record is from RefSeq and is a predicted model, not a curated record. Bases 122 to 1918 code for a protein of 598 amino acids. NCBI's taxonomy places the organism in Eukaryota, Fungi, Ascomycota, Sordariomycetes, Sordariales, Chaetomiaceae. Gene Ontology annotation, cellular component: nucleus. The transcript is spliced from 6 exons. Gene Ontology annotation, biological process: regulation of mRNA splicing, via spliceosome.